GACCAGGGUGGAAGCCAGCUCACAGGGAGGACUGUCAGUUCGGUCGGUUCCAUCCUUUUGAAAAGACUGUCUGGGUUUUUGUCGUCUGUUGCGUUGAGUUGACUGACCACACCCUCCCUCCCGCUGCUUGCUUCACAAGGCGUCUCUUCUCUUCUGUCCUCUGCGCCGGUGUCAUUGCCAGCUCGUGCCCUCUUGGCCACCCGUCGUGACUGACCAGCAAAGAGUGUGUUGGGCACUCACCGAGAUGGGUUGUUCGUGCGGUAAGCUGCAGCCCCCGGAUGAGGACAUCCGCGACCGGUACAAGAUAGGCAAGGUGCUGGGGAGCGGCGCCUUCGGGCAGGUGCGGGAGUGCAUGCUCAAGGACACCAAGGAGCUGCGGGCUGUCAAGCUCAUGGAGAAGAAGGCCGGCGACAAGGGGCCCUGGUCCAACGAGAGCAUGUUCAAGAGGGAGAUUGCACUGCUACAGAAGAUCGACCACGAGAACAUCAUCAAGUUCUUCGACUUCUACGAAGAUAAGGUGAAGCAGACAGAUAGACAGACACGCACACACAUGGCCGGCCUCCUGCACUCACCCGUUGUUGUUCUCUCUCCGUCAGGUGUUUCUGUAUGCCGUGAUGGAGAAGUGUGACGGCGGCGAGUUGUUCGAGCAGGUCAUCAAGCGCAAGAAGUUCACGGAGCGGGACGCCAGCGUCCUGUGCCGGCAGAUGCUGAGCGCCCUGCACUACAUCCACAGCCUGGGCAUCGUCCACCGCGACAUCAAGGCAGAGAACUUCCUCUUCCUCGACAGGACAGAGACCUCGCCACUCAAGAUGAUCGACUUCGGCAUGUCCGCCAGGCUCGAGCAGGGCCAGUACCUCAACGAGGUCUGCGGAUCGCCGCACUACCUCGCGCCAGAACUCAUACGCAGACAAUACAACUUCCAGGCCAGUGUAGUGGCUUGUGGGUGGGUGGGCGAGUGAUGCGAGCCAGUGUGGUUGUGUUGUGUUGUGUGUCACACAUCGUACCGUAUCUCUUUGUUUGUGUUGUGGGUGUGGUUGUGGGUGCAGGCGGACAUGUGGGCGUUGGGCGUGCUGAUCUAUCUGAUGCUGUACGGGCGGUAUCCAUUCGACGGCCUGGGCACCCACGCCAUCGUCAAGGAGAUCAUGAACAAGAAGGUCGACUGGUCCCUCGACACCGUCGCCCACUCCCCCACAGCCGUCGACUUCAUGAAGCGGCUGCUCGAGCGGUCGCCCGACCGGCGGAUGGACGCUGCCACGGCCCUCAAGCACCCGUGGGUCAUGACGCUCGAGGAGGUGCCGGCCAGCCCCAAGACGAUCCCCAUGGAGGUCGUCAGGAGUGCGCACCGCAAGGUCACCAUCAAGAAGACAGAGGUGCCAAAGAGCGUCGAGGACCGAAGAAACAACGCCCUCAAGAAGCUCGAGGCUGAUUGGGCCAAGGGCAGGGUGGGCGGCAAGAAGAUCUCCGCCAACGUCUAUGGCGCGGCGUCGGGAAAGCUGCUGCCCGAGUACUCGAGGCCCGACAAGCGCCUCUCCACCACGCCAUCGCGGUUCCAGGGGGAGAACGACCAGAUCAAGAAGGAGCUCGACGAGCUGCGGGCGCUGGCACUGGAGCAGAUUGCCGAGGGAGACAUCAAUGGGGAGGCGGAGGCGGCAUCCGAGCAGCAGCCGCGCGAAAGCGACAACGGGAUGAAGCCCGAGGGCACGCCCACCGGCCUGCAUGCCGCCUACACACGUCCAAGCUGGAAGGACAAGGACAACAGGACGCCCAAGUCCCCCAACUUCCUGGGCGCCACUACCCAGGCGGCGUCAGGGGGCACAACCACAUCAGGUGGCGGCUCAUCGCCGUCGACAUCGGGCGGGCCGCACUCGGGCCGCGCCAGCAGGAGGGCCAUGUCGCUGCAGGUGGGUGACAGGACAGGGGGAAGGGAAGGGGAGGGGCAGACAACACUGACCCACAGGAACACGGAUGACGUUCUUGGUGCGUGUCUGUCUGUCUGUGUGCAGGGCACGGAGGCCCAGGUGCCGCAGGAUGAGCUGCGGGCCGCAGCGGAGGAGGCCGAGAAGCGACAAGUGCAGUCCACACUGCUGCCCUCCAGCAACGGGGGAUGA
Vitrella brassicaformis is the source of this 2108-nucleotide messenger RNA. The record is from the annotation of a GenBank genome assembly. NCBI's taxonomy places the organism in Eukaryota, Vitrellaceae.